AUGUUACUAACAGGGCAGAUGAGUCAGUGGCAGAACCCGGCGUGGUACCAACAAAACCCUCCAACGCAAGGAAACCCACCCAUAGCCAUCAAACCAGAUCAACAAUACACAUAUCAAAUUCCUGCGCAGGCAGUCACCUAUGGACGGCCCUAUGUUCCUAGUGAUUACGACUCGUCGACCAUGGGGAAAGUGACAAGAGCGUCACCGCUAAUAGCCAGCGGCACAGAGGCGAUGCAGGCGGGGCAAUCUGUGAAUGCAACUACGGGCGCUGCAGGUACGCCUGCAGGCAUUGUUGCACCGCCUGGGACGCUUGGAGGUACGGGUGUCUCUGCAUUGAGCUCUGGUGCCACCAACGGAGGCGUGGGAAUCCCGCUGUCGAUUCUGCACACAACAGCCGGUAUUGCAGGUCUUGCUCCAGUUCCCGGUCUGCAAGUGGCAACCGCCCCCAUGUUGCCCCAACAUCAACCUAACAACGGCGUGGGCGGCUUGAUGACGCCGCAGUACAUGCAGGUGCCCUAUCCGCCUGGAUUUCAUCCGCAUCAUCCACAGUUGUCGUCUGAAUAUCCAAACUAUCAGGGCCAGAACUUCCAGCUCCAUCCAGAUCAAUGGGACCAACUAGCUGUUGGAUUACGUAAGCCCGGUGAAGGCCCAGCUCAGCAGCAGUCGCUUAAUCAACAGCAGCAACAACAUAUUGCGCAACCGCAGCCUCAGGACCAUCAAAUCCAACAACAACAACAAGUAGUGGCGGAACUGCAGCCUUCAAUGAAGCGUAAACCAUCAAAGUCCUCAAGUGUGGGCACUCCUGUGCCUAAGGACGCUUCUCCUCAUGCACCUGCAUUGAGCUCCACUAACUCUUCGAGUAAGGUCACUAAGCGCUCACGCAUGGGCUGUCUAACCUGCAGGCAACGCAAGAAACGGUGUUGCGAGUCAAAGCCGAAGUGCACAGAGUGUCUGCGUCUCGGCUUAAACUGCGUAUGGCCCAAGCCGGGAACUGAACACAAAAACAAACCGAAGGAGGUGAAAAGAGAGGAGAAUAUGAUCGACCAUGAUGUAUACGGCAAGAUCAAGGUUCUACGAGGCAUCGUCGAAUACCGUAGCAACUGA
Molecule: messenger RNA, 1104 nt
Organism: Australozyma saopauloensis
Lineage: Eukaryota; Fungi; Ascomycota; Pichiomycetes; Serinales; Metschnikowiaceae
Gene: CZF1
Product: Zn(II)2Cys6 transcription factor CZRF1
Exons: 1
Coding region: 1-1104 (367 amino acids)
Biological process (GO): regulation of DNA-templated transcription
Molecular function (GO): DNA-binding transcription factor activity, RNA polymerase II-specific; zinc ion binding
Source: RefSeq, a predicted model, not a curated record